This is a messenger RNA of Arvicanthis niloticus (Nile rat), 3280 nucleotides long. Lineage: Eukaryota; Metazoa; Chordata; Mammalia; Rodentia; Muridae. The record is from RefSeq and is a predicted model, not a curated record.
CAAGCCAGACGACUUCCAGGAAAACUCGUAGGACUUUUCGUGAACUCUAGGGUGUUGGGGGGCCGUCGUAGUCACCGCCCCCAAGUCUAAUCUCGCCUUCCCACUGACAGUACUCAGUUGUUGCCCUUGUGCAGCCUUCAGGUCUGGCGUUCCGAGCUACAACCCUAGAUCGGACUUUGAACCCCCUCCCUAUCCUUCUCAUCUUGAGAACCCAGCAGUGAUGUGGAGGUGGAGACUCACGGGAGCCCCGGACUUCACCUGAGCUACCUCAGUCGCCAAGAGUGGCAAGAAAAGGAAGAAGACCCUGAGUUGGGGGGGACCAGGAUGCCUGACCGGGACAGCUAUGCCAACGGCACUGGGAGCAGCGGUGGAGGCCCUGGAGGUGGUGGCAGUGAGGAGGCCAGUGGGGCAGGGACAGGCAGUGGGGGGGCCACCUCAGAUGCCAUCUGUAGAGACUUCCUGAGGAAUGUCUGCAAGCGAGGCAAGCGUUGUCGUUACCGCCACCCGGACAUGAGUGAGGUAUCCAACCUGGGGGUAAGCAAAAAUGAAUUUAUCUUCUGCCAUGACUUUCAAAACAAGGAGUGUAGCCGCCCCAACUGCCGUUUCAUCCAUGGCUCCAAGGAGGAUGAGGAUGGCUAUAAGAAGACAGGAGAGCUGCCUCCUCGGCUGAGGCAGAAAGUAGCCGCUGGGCUGGGUCUCUCACCUGCUGACCUACCCAAUGGUAAGGAGGAGGUCCCUAUCUGCCGCGACUUCCUCAAAGGCGACUGUCAGAGAGGAACCAAGUGCAAGUUUCGGCACCUGCAAAGGGAUUUUGAGUUUGAUGCUCGAGGUGGAGGAGGCACUGGCUGUGGAGGCCCAGCAGGCUCUGCUCCCCCAGGACGACGGCACGAUCUCUACGACAUCUACGACCUUCCGGAGAGGGGCUUUGAGGACCACGAACCAGCCCCUAAGCGCCGGAGAGGUGGCUGCUGCCCCCCUGAUGGCCCCCAUUUUGAGUCCUAUGAAUGUAACUUGGCCCCGCUGCGUGGAGUUGAGUGCAGACUGCUGGAGGAGGAGAAUGCCCUGCUCAGGAAACGUGUGGAGGAGCUGAAGAAGCAGGUCAGCAACCUGCUGGCCACCAACGAGGUACUUCUGGAGCAGAAUGCCCAAUUCCGAAAUCAGGCCAAGGUUAUGACCCUGAGCUCCACUGCACCAGCGACUGAGCAGACCCUGGCCCCCACUGUGGGCACUGUGGCCACUUUUAACCAUGGCAUUGCCCAGACUCACACUACUCUGAGCAGCCAGGCCCUACAGCCUCGUCCUGUGUCCCAGCAAGAACUUGUUGCUCCUGCUGGAGCACCGGCUGCUCCCCCAACUAAUGCUGCACCUCCUGCUGCUCCGCCACCCCCACCUCCACACCUGAACCCAGAGAUCACACCGCUGUCAGCCGCUUUGGCUCAAACCAUUGCCCAGGGGAUGGCACCCCCACCCGUUUCCAUGGCCCCUGUAGCUGUGUCUGUGGCCCCCGUGGCUCCUGUGGCUGUGUCCAUGGCCCAACCCUUAGCAGGGAUCACAAUGAGCCACACUACUACUCCUAUGGUGACUUACCCCAUCGCUUCCCAGAGCAUGCGCAUCACAGCCAUGCCACACUGACAGGACCUACGGACACUCUACUCCCUGUCACAGCAUCUGAGGGUUGGGGUCAAGGGGCUCUUCUCCACUUGCAUAGCCCUCCCAGGCUCUGUCCGAAGGGCCACUCAGAAACUAGGACAAGAGACUACAAGGAGUAUACUUGGUAGGAGCAUCUCCUGAGGCAGGGUUGUGCUGGUGUGUUCUCUCCACUCUGGAGAGGGUCCUCUCCUUCAGGCCUCAACUCAAACAGGCUUGCAUAGGAGUUGAGACUGAAGCCAGCAGAAAGAAAGGACUAAGGGACUGUGUUUUCUCAUAGGAAGUUGGUGGUGUCCCUGGUCUUGUUUUCAUUGUGAACAGCACAGAUUCCAGCACUGGUGUGGGAGAGAAAAAUUCCCCACCCAGAGAGAGAGCCAGGAAAGAUCAAGAAAGCGAAAGUCAGUGGUCAGGAGCGAAGACCUUAUAUGAGCCUUCAGAUGGUUUGGGGCCCAAAAAUACUCCUGGGCCCCUGGAUAGGCUGGGACCAUAGUACUCCAACCCAGACUAGGGGAACAUUCACUUACCUCGCUUGGCCUGGAAAUCUGUAGGGCAGUGCCCACUACUUUCCAAAGAAGUAAAAGAACGUUAUUUUUUAACUAAAGAAGUGAAAUUGCUUUGAUGGCUGUUGGGGAAGAUUGGAGCAGAAAGUAGAUGUCAUGCCAGAAAAAAAAAAAGGUUAAAAGACCCACCCCCAGGUAGCCUGGGUAAGAUGUCAAACGGCCAAAUGGGGCUUUGGUUUGGGGAAGGCACUUUCUGGGAUAAAAGAAGUGGAGCCACCUAGUCUAGUUUAAAAAUAACCCUGUCUGUUUCUAGUCUCUGUCUUCAUGUGCUAUUCCCAGGUUGCCUUGGUAACCAGGGCUCUUAGGGUCAUUCAGGGGGGCAGGUACUAAGGAGGGUGUAUGUGCUGAGAUGGGGCUCUGGGGUGUUGUGUAGUUAACAGAUGCCCUUAUUCAAACAGCAGGACAGGUGGUGUUGCCUCUCCAAGCUGUUGAUGGCGGUUUAUGUCUUCCUGCUCCAACUGCUGCAGGGCCAGUGCUUUCGGCUUUCCAGGCUUCAGAAGUGCUAGGCAAAGAGAGGCAUGGUGGCAUAGCUCUAAUCCUAGCACUUGGAAGGGGAUGGGACCUGGGGAUCAAGAGUUAGAGGUCAGCCUCAGCCACAUAGUCAACUCCAGGUCAACCUGAGGCCUUAUUUUAAAAGUAGUAAUAAUAAAAAGGUCACUAAGGCCAAUGGCUCCAUCUGUGGCUAACAGAACGGGGGAGCAGACUUGGUAUAGGAAGUGAUACUGGGUUGUGCAUACUUCCUCCAUUACGUCUCUAAUUACCUAUUGGCUCUCCCGUCCGGUUGAUCACUCAGGAUGGUCACACCUGGGAUUGGAGAUGGGUGCUAGAUCAUGCUCAGUCACUGAGAAAGAAUGUUUUAAAAUUAGGGAAUUCCAUAGGCACAUGCCUGUAAUCCCAGCUACUCAAAGGCUGAAGAGAGGAAAUGAAAACACAGACAGAAGGUGGGAUGGAGAGAGGCCCAGGGAGUAAAGGAGGACACGUGCUGCCAGUCCUGCCUGCUCCCUGCUCCACAUAGGAGAGCCAGAGGACCCAGGCUCAGUUCCCAGCACCAUAUGGUAGUCCACAACUGUCUC